CGGCCCGAGCGGGCUGACUGCGCUGCCUUUGAGCGGUGCGUGCGGUGUGCGGCGAGAGCGGCUGGAAGGGAGGCAGGGCAGCGGCAGGAGGCAGGAGCUUUGGCGGCGAGCUGUGGCGGCAGAGAAUGGCGGUGAGGCGGCGGCAGAGGCUCGGGCCGGGCGGCGGGCGAGCGCUGCUGGGCGCGGUGCUGCUGUGCGUGUGGUGGCGGGCGGCGGCCGAGCGGCUCCGCUACGCCAUCCCCGAGGAGCUGGGCAGAGGCUCGCUCGUGGGGCCGCUGGCGCGGGACCUGGGGCUCAGCGCGGACGAGCUGCCGGCGCGCAAGCUGCAGGUGGCGUCUGCCGGCAAGAAGCAGCUGAAAUACUUCAGUGUGAAUGAGGAGAACGGGAACCUGUACGUGAACGAGAGGCUGGAUCGGGAGGAGAUGUGCGGUACAUCUGCGUCCUGCUCUGUCAGCUUCGAGGUGCUGGUGCAAAAUCCCGUGAACGUUUUCCACGUCGAGGUGGGGAUCGAGGACGUGAAUGACAACUCCCCAGUGUUCAGCAAGGCUGUUCUGGAGGUUGAGAUUGGAGAAUGGACGCUACCUGGUGCUCGAUUUCCGCUGGAGAUGGCCCGGGACGCGGAUGUAGGAAGAAAUUCGCUGCUGACUUACCAGCUCUCCAGAGACCCGUCCUUUUCACUGUCCAUGAAAGAAAAGCCGGGUGGAAAGAAGCAGCCGGAAUUGGUGCUAGAGAGAGCCUUGGAUCGGGAGAAGCAGAGCGCCUUUGAGUUACUGCUGUCUGCCGUGGACGGUGGGGAACCUGCGAUGUCCGGAACUGUCCAGGUUCUCAUUACCGUGACGGACGCAAAUGACAACUCACCAGUGUUCAGUAAAAGCGUCUACGAGGCGCGAGUGGCAGAGAAUCUGCCGGCGGGAUCGCUGGUGCUGCAGGUGCGGGCCACAGAUGCGGACGCGGGCACCAAUGGGCGAGUGUCUUACUCCUUCGGCAACGUCCCAGACGGAGUCCGCUUGUUGUUCACUGUCGACAGCGAAAGUGGAGAGGUCCGGACUGUGGGUCCACUCGAUUUUGAGAAGGAAAAUAACUACGGUUUUGGCUUAGAGGCUACCGACGGCGGCGGGCUCACCGAUCAUUGUGAAGUGCAAAUAGACAUCAUGGACGAGAACGACAACACGCCGGAAAUCACGAUUCUGACACUCACGAGCCCAGUGCCCGAGGACGCGCCCGUCGGCACCGUGGUGGCCGUGCUAAACGUUAACGACCCAGAUUCCGGGGAGAACGGUCAGGUGUCGUGCGAGCUGUCGGGCGAGGCGCCGCUGUCGAUCGUGGCAUCGUCAGGAGGCUCGUACAAGGUGGUGACGGCGGGAGCGCUGGACCGCGAGCAGGCGUCCGAGCAUCGCGUGUCGGUGGUGGCCCGGGACCGGGGCAGGCCGGCGCUGUGGAGCAGCACGGAGCUGGUGCUGGAGGUGUCGGACGUGAACGACAACGCGCCGGUGUUCGAGGAGGCGGCGUACAGCGCGUACGUGGCGGAGAACAACGCGGCGGGCGCGCUGGUGGUGCGCGUGCAGGCGCGGGACGCGGACGCGGGCGCCAACGGGCGCGUGAGCUACUGGCUGGCGGGCGGCAGCGCGGGCGCGGCGGGCGCGGCGCCGCUGGUGUCGGUGGAGGCGCGGAGCGGCGCGCUGUACGCGCAGCGCUCCUUGGACUACGAGCAGUGCCGCGAGUUCUGGGUGGCGGUGCGGGCGCAGGACGGCGGCGCGCCGGCGCGCAGCUCCACGGCCACGGUGCGCGUCUUCGUGCUGGACCGCAACGACAACGCGCCGCGGGUGCUGUGGCCGGCGGCGGCCCCCCCCCCCCCCCCCCCCCCCCCCCCCCCCCCGGGCGCGGGAGAGGCCGGGGCGGCGGCGGCGUUCGAGGUGGUGCCGCGCUCGGCCGAGGCCGGCUACCUGGUGGCCAAGGUGGUGGCGGUGGACGCGGACGCGGGGCGCAACGCGUGGCUGUCGUACGAGCUGGUGCAGGCGUCGGAGCCGGCGCUGUUCCGCGUGGGGCUGCACAGCGGCGAGGUGCGCACGGCGCGCGCCGUGUCCGAGCGGGACGCGGCCAAGCAGCGAGUGGUGGCCGUGGUGAAGGACCACGGGCAGCCGGCGCUGUCGGCCACGGCCACGCUGCACGUGGUGCUGGCCGAGAGCUUGCAGGAGGCGCUGCCGGAGCUGAGCGAGCGGCCGGCGGGCGCCGAGGCGGCGGCGGCGGCGGCCGAGCUGCAGUUCUACCUGGUGCUGGCGCUGGCGCUGCUGUCGGCGCUCUUGGUGCUGAGCGUGGCGCUGGCCGUGCUGGCGCGGCUGCGCCGGGCCGGGCCGCCCGCCGUGCUGCGCUGCCUGGGCGCGCAGCGCUUCUCGCUGGCCGGCGCCGCCUUCCCGGCCGACUUCUGCGAGGGCACCUUGCCCUACUCCUACAACCUGUGCGUGGCGGCGCCGGCCCGCGCCGUGCCCGAGGCCGCUUGGCCGCCGCCGCCGGUGCCCGUGCUGUCGGCGGAGGAGCUUCUGGGAGGCGAUUCUUGCGAGAAACCGAGCCUGGGUCGUAGCUCCGUGACUGGAGAGCCGUCCGCCGUCCCGGACGUAACUCAGGUUUGUGAAGCGAAUUCGUUCCUUCUGCUUAUUUAUGUAACGCUGGUGGCAGAGAGCUCUUGUGGCUUUUCUUCUCUGAGUCUAUGUUGGUUGGUUUUUUUUUCCAUGGAGUGAAGUAAUCACUUUUCUU
Molecule: messenger RNA, 2751 nt
Organism: Ficedula albicollis (Collared flycatcher)
Lineage: Eukaryota; Metazoa; Chordata; Aves; Passeriformes; Muscicapidae
Product: protocadherin gamma-B5
Exons: 3
Coding region: 126-2735 (869 amino acids)
Biological process (GO): homophilic cell-cell adhesion
Cellular component (GO): plasma membrane
Molecular function (GO): calcium ion binding
Source: RefSeq, a predicted model, not a curated record